Dictyostelium discoideum AX4 is the source of this 2595-nucleotide messenger RNA. RefSeq lists its product as hypothetical. The record is from RefSeq and is a predicted model, not a curated record. Bases 1 to 2595 code for a protein of 864 amino acids. The transcript has a single exon. Lineage: Eukaryota; Evosea; Eumycetozoa; Dictyosteliales; Dictyosteliaceae.
AUGAAUAUUGAAGAUUGGUCAAAAUUAGUUAAUCAAUUAUUACCUGAGCAAAAAUCAGAAAAUAAUAAUGGUAAUAGAUAUUUAAUUGAAACUUUAUCAAUGGGAAAAAGAAUUGUUGAACCAAAGAAUUGGUAUUCAAAUUUAUCAGAAAUUGAAAUUAAAAAAAAUAAAAAAUCAAAUACUUUUCACUCAAAAACCAAACCAAUAAUUAAACAACACCAAAAUCAAAAUAAAGAAGGACUAAUUAUUAAAUUUCAACCAAGAUUUCCAAUAAUUGAAUUAGCAACUUCAAAUUUUAUUGAAUUAUUAUUUAAUGAUUUAUCAAUUAAUAAUAAUAAUAAUAAUAAUAUUUAUAAUAAUAAUAAUAAAAUUGAUAUUCAAAAUAAUAAUAAUCAUAAUAAUCAUAAUUAUAAUAAUAAUAUUACACCUUAUUCAGAAUUUGGUAUAAUUAAAGUAAAAGAUUCAUUAAUUUAUCCAGUAAUAAUACAAAAUCAUAUUAAAGGUGAAAGUUUAUAUGAAGUAAUUAAAAAAGGUGACCCUGAAAGAAAGUUGGAUAAUUUAGAUCCUUAUUCUUUAUCAAAAUUAUUAAUUACAACCAUUUUAAUUAAUCCUUAUCAUUCCGAUUUUAAUGAUUUUAUUUUAAUUCCAAUUAAUAAUAAUAAUAAUAAUAAUAAUAAUAAUAAUAAUAAUAAUAAUAAUAAUAAUAAUAAUAAUAAUAAUAAUAAUAAUAAUAAUAAUUUUAAUAGCGAAGAGGAUGAAAGUGAUACAAUGACAAGUUCAAGUUCUAAUAGUAGUACUAGUACUAGUGGUAGUGGUGCUUGUAGUAGUAAUAAUAUUAAUAUUAAUAAUAAUAAUAAUAAAAUUAAAUAUAAAAUUAUAUCAGUUAAUAAUGAAUUAUCAUUUUUACCAAAUUCAACACAAAUUUUAAAAGAAGGUUGGUUUUGUUCAACAAAAUUCUCACAUCAAACAACAUCAUUAUUAUAUUUAUUAAAACAAAUUCAUAAUAAAGUUGAUGAUAGGGUAAUUGAAAUCAUUAAAUCAUUAGAUAUUUUAAAAUUUUUAAAAGAUUGGAUAACCUCAAUAAAUGAUUUAAAUGAUAAAUCAAUUCAAUUAUUAAAUAAAUCAAAUCAUUUAAUAAUAAAUAGAUCAAAAAGUAAUUUUAAAAAUAAUCAAAAUCAAAAUAAUAAUAAUAAUAAUGUAAAUGUAAAUAUUAAUGAAGAAAUUAUUAAAAGUGGUAAUGAUAAUACACAUUUUGAAAUCCAAUUGCCAAUUGGUUUAAUUAAAUCAUUAUAUUGUAAAUUAAUAAGAUUAAAAAAUGAAUUUAAUAAAUUAAUUAUACCAUUAUCACCAAAUCUAAAAGAUAAUAAUAAUAAUAAUAAUAAUAAUAAUAAUAAUAAUAUUAAUAAUAAUAAAAAUGAAAUUAAAAAUAAAAAUAAAACACAUUGGGAAUUAUUAGAAAUUAUUGAACCAAUUGUAUCAAAUAGGUAUUGGAUUAAUCGUAGUAAUAAUAAUAAUAAUAAAAAAGAAGGAAAUGAAAAAAGAAAAAAUCAAAAUUGUCAAGAAUUAUUUGAAAAAUUUGAAAAGAUUAAAAAUGAUCAAUAUUUAAUAAUUGAUCAAGAAUUACCAUUAUUAUCAACAUUGAUAAAUGAGAGUAGAGUUAAAUCGUAUUAUAAACAAAAUGAUAUUUCAACAAGUUUGCCAACUUCAAUAAUACUAUUAAAUGAAUUGAAUAUAAUUAUUAAUGAAUUAAAAAUGGUUAAAGAAUUUAAUGAUGAUAUCGUGGGUUCAAAAUUACUAAACUCAUUUGAAAAAGAGAAGAAAUUAUCAUUACUAAAUUUCACAAGUAUAAUAAUAGAAGAGUAUGUUAACAAUAAUCUAUCAAACCAAGUUUGGACAAAGUUUGAAAAAAUCAUAUUUAAAAUAUUAUCAAACUCAAAUGAUCUUAGAAAUAUUGUUAUUAGGAAUAGUGUACAACUAUUCACAAAUAAAUUAUUCAAUACGGUUCAAUCGUUAUCGGUAUUAAGGAAAAUUAAACUAGUUAAUUGUUUGAAUUUAACUGAUUUUUCAAAUCACUCUGAUUUAGGCGGUGAAUUGAAGUUACCAUCUUUAUCGAAAUUACAAUUAAUAGAUUGUAAAAAUUUAAAAACAAUUUCUUUAACUGCUUAUAACUUACAUUCAAUUAAAAUUACAAAUUGUAUGGAUUUAGUUGAAUAUCAAAUUUAUUCACCUGAAUUGUUUAAAUUGGUUUAUCAAUUCUCUUUAAUCAAUUUAAAUAAUUAUAUUAAGUUUUCAAAUUGUUCUUAUUUACAAUUUAUUGAUAUUAGUAAUUGUAAAUUAGUUAAAGAAUCAAUUACAACUUUAGAUUUAAAUAAAUGGAAAUAUCUUGUUGAUUUAAAAGCUGAAAAUGUACAAUUCCUUGAAAAAAUCAUUUUAACUGAAAAUUUAAUUUAUCUUCAAUCUUUAGAUUUUACAAAUUGUCAAUCAUUCAAUGAAAUCAUUUUUAAACAAAAUAGUUGUUUAAAUUUAAAAAAAUUAAUUUUAAUUGGUACUCAAAUUCAAAAUCAAGAAAUUCAAUUAAUAAAUUUAUUAAAAUAA